AUGGCAACAAGUGGCGAAGAUGAAUAUUUUGCUCAACGUGUUCUACGCUUGACUGACAUUGCACAGGAACCUAUGGAGUUUCUUACGCCCAUCACCGGUUACGAAAAAAUGCCCAUUGUUUCACUCGAAGAAGCAGUUGAACCGCUCGUGUCUAUACUACCAACAGUGAAAAGUCACGCAUAUGCGGCCAAGAAACGAUGUAAGAAGCCGGCUGAUAAUUUAACGCAAGAUGAAUCAGCUUCGAUCAUGCUCUAUUCAAUGGGAUGGGAGCCAUUGGAUGAAUGCCUUUAUUGCGCUUUAAAUGCUACUCUACGGUCAGAAAAUCGAACAAAACUUAAACCAUGGUUUCUCUUUCUUCGCCUUUUUCUUGCAGCAUUAUUUCGUCUUCCAUCGAUUCCUCACCUAACAGUGUUUCGAGGCGUCAAAUCGGAUUUAAGCCAACAAUUUAAAAAAAACGAAACAUUCGUAUGGUGGGGCUUUUCUUCCUGUACAACUUCCAUUGAUGUCCUCCAAUCAGAUCAAUUUUUAGGCAUGGAAGGUACAAGAACAAUGUUUACUAUUCAUUGCAAUUCAGCUAGAGAUAUUCGAAAACAUUCGUAUUAUCCAUCUGAAGAGGAAGUACUAUUACUUGCUGCUACUGAGUUCCAAGUGAAAGGUAAUCUCAAUCAAGGUCACGGUCUUCGAACUAUUCAGCUGCAAGAAGUUCAGUCCGAUCAUCCAAUGCUUAUCCCAGUGUCAUGUGCAAAUAAUUCUGUUGAUUUAACCGCUGCAAAACUGAAAAAUUUGAAAGUGAAAGACGAGGCAUCUGGAAACAUUGAUCCGUACGAUGCUCUUGCUGAAAUGGAAGCAAUGCAUAAAUGUUGUAAGGAUAUUGAUGAAAAUGUUGAAUCAAUUACACUUGGUGAGUUUGGGUUGGAAAUUGAAGGUAGACUAAUGGAUCCAAGGUGGGAUAAGAACUAUGUUUGGUCAUCUAAAGACUCUGCAGGAGAGUAUUGGGAAAAUCCACGCAAUCAAGGUGGUAAACCUUAUUAUUGCCCUUCAGGUUGGAAACGUUUUGGUAUUAAGGUAGCCACAGAUGGCAAAGAGUUUGAUGCUAAGUGGGGUAAUUGGAAUACAACAUACCAUGGAACAUCAGGCGAAUUUGCAUCAAGCAUUAUUACUUCUGGUCUCAAAGUUAGGAUGAGAGGAUGUUACUAUGCUAAAGGGAUACCAAGAGUGUAUGUCUCACCUAGUAUUGAAUAUAGUGCUCAUCCAAGACAUGCCUAUCCAUGGAAGAAAACGACGAAAAAUGGCGAAACAAUAUGGUAUCAGUUAGUCUUUCAAUGUCGAGUUAAUCCAAGAUCGAUUCACGAUAUCAGACCCGAAACAUUCCUAGAUAUCGAAUAUAAAAAAAAAGUAAUAGAUCCAAAUUUCGAAAAUAACGAGCUGGUGUGGAUUAUAUUAGGCCGAGAAGAUCAGGAAUUUACUCAAGAUAAUAUUAUUUGUUAUGGCAUGAUGAUACGUACAUCAAAGACCCAUCCAAAAACUUUGAAACCAUCUAAAUGGUGGGAAUACUCGGAUCCUCAUUGUUACACUACAGACAUGAAAAAUGACACUUCAUAG
Molecule: messenger RNA, 1602 nt
Organism: Adineta steineri
Lineage: Eukaryota; Metazoa; Rotifera; Eurotatoria; Adinetida; Adinetidae
Source: the annotation of a GenBank genome assembly